AUGGAGUAUUCUGAUCUGUAUAACAAAAUAGAAGACCUGUCCGAUCUUGAAGUUGUGGUGCUUCUUAGCCUUGUUGCCCGCGAGCAUUGCAUCAUUGAUACGGAGGGGGAGGCCCUGGAUGACCUGGAAAACGAGCUUAUAUUGAUUGCCCGGGAUAUCUUCGGGCUUUCGCACGCCACGUUGAAUUGUUCCCCUGAAACAACCCUAGAGGAGUUCAGUAAUGCAAUCCUAACUCCCGAUGUCGAGAGACCGGAUUAUGAUAUACUGUCCUCAUUUACAAGCUGUGAAACCGGAAGAAAUGCCGAACGAUCAACCAUUCGAAGUGGACAACUGUCUGCAGACAAGUCUAGCUCACAAGUGCCAACAGGCAGUGUCGAUGAUCGCAAGAUAGUCAAUGUUGUCAUUGCCAAAAAUUUCGAUCGGGCAUCUGAUGAGAUCCAAAUACAAGCUCUUGACCUCAUUCGAACUAGGCGAAUCUAUACGCGGGCCGCUUUCCAUAGUGCCCCGAACACGUUUCUUUUCAUUCCACUUGUUGAAUCCAAGCUUCAACCACUUUCUUCAUCCUUCAACCGUCACUUGUGUGAUCAUAUUUUCAUGUCAUAUUACCAUGAUCCCCAAAACGGAUUCGCCAAUCUGGAGGACAGCACUGGAUGGUUCCCGGAUGACCAAGGAUCGAUGUCUUCUGUUGUGCGGAAGUCCAGCAUACCACUGUUCGAGAAGCCCGACCAGGCCUAUGUAAUCUGCGAUGAGCAUAUCAAUACAUUGCGUCAACUCAGUAACAACGUUACCAUAUCCGCGGAUGUAAACUGCUACCUUCAAAAUAUUAUCGUUUUCCUCAGGAUGAAUCGCGGUGUGGCAUCUGGAAUAACUUCCAUUUCCUCACGGCAUUUUUACCUACUUGCUCGAUGUCUUGCUCCCUUGCAACGUGUCGAUUAUCUUUUUCCUUCCUUAGUGGCGCUUGCUGCCAGAAGGGUCUAUCGCCACCGCAUCCGCGUCGUCGAACCAGCGGGUGAUCGAAGUAUGAUGUACGGUAGUUCGCUCAAAGCAGUUGGUUUAGUACUGGCGGAUAUGACUCCGGAGACGAUUAUCGAGACAGUUCUGGUGGAAAUUGAAGCACCUUUAUGA
Molecule: messenger RNA, 1125 nt
Organism: Paracoccidioides lutzii Pb01
Exons: 7
Coding region: 1-1125 (374 amino acids)
Source: RefSeq, a predicted model, not a curated record